UACAACCGGGAACCGGCCGCUUCCUCCGCGGGGAGGCUCGGUGCUUUCAGUCCGGCGCUCUCGGCUAAUUCUUCCCCUGUCAGCCGCCGCUGUGCCCCGGACAUGGGACGCGGAGCUGGCAAGGCGAGGGGUGACCUCUCGGGGCCUCCGUACAAGGCUCGGUGAGGCGGACGCGCCGCCAUUGGCUUGGGCGGCAGCGGGAGGGGCGGGAUGGCGCUAUCGGAGCCCGCGGCCGCCGCCGCCACCUUUGAGCGGAGAGUGCUGCGGAGUGCGGGGGAGCACCAUUAUCUGCGAGUGUGGCUGGAGCUGCCGGACGGCGGGGCCCGGCCGAGCGCGGCGCAGUUCAAGCAGCUGGUGGUGUCGGCGCUGAGGGAGCUGCACGGGGAGGUCGGAGCAGCUUUACCUGUCGAUGUCUUGACCUAUGAAGAAAAAACUUUGUCUGCCAUACUAAGAGUUGUUAGCAGCGGCCUUGUCAAGCUGUGGAGUGCUCUAACGUUGCUGGGCUUCUACCAGAACAGGAGGUGUGCUUUUCGAGUGCUGCAGACAUCUCCAUUUCUUCUUGCGUUAGCGGGCAACAGUAGAGAACUAGUCUUGGACUGAACACAGUUGUUGGUCUGGUCCUGCGAAGCAGAAGCUGCUUGAGAUGUUGCAGUCCUUCAGGCAUGGAAUUUUUGGAGGGG
This is a messenger RNA of Melopsittacus undulatus (budgerigar), 680 nucleotides long. RefSeq names its product ribonuclease P/MRP subunit p14 (gene RPP14). Gene Ontology annotation, molecular function: ribonuclease P RNA binding; ribonuclease P activity. The record is from RefSeq and is a predicted model, not a curated record. The transcript has 5 exons. Bases 211 to 600 code for a protein of 129 amino acids. Gene Ontology annotation, cellular component: nucleolus; multimeric ribonuclease P complex. Lineage: Eukaryota; Metazoa; Chordata; Aves; Psittaciformes; Psittaculidae. Gene Ontology annotation, biological process: tRNA 5'-leader removal.